UAAACGCUGCUGCCCCAGAAAUCUGACGGUGCCCCUUCGAGUCAAAGGAUGGCUGCGUUUGGGAUUUUUCAAAAGACUUCUUCCAAAACAUCCUUUAAGUGGCCUCUUUAUCCUUUAAGGCGUCACACGUUUCCAAUGGCCUGCUACGGAGCAGGCCUCACUGUUUAUCGCAUAGACAGUCAAACCAAUAUAUUUUAUAUAUUCUUUGGUUUAAUAUCUAUUGCCAGUGAUUGAAUUUAUUCUGAGUGCAAAAGCAAUUACGUUUACAACUGUGCGUUUUGAGAAGAGACCAAACCCUACACUGAGAGCUCACUUUAAUCGUGGGGUGCUGCUUCUAACCUCAGGCGCCUGGCCGUCCACAACUUGCCACAUGGUCGCGGUGCCCUCGCUCAUCUGCUUUCUCAACUCGGUGCUCAGCUGGAGUCAAAGACCUGCGAGAGCCAAAAUGAUUUUCAAGUUGUGUGUUCUGUGCUGUCUGUGGCUGGCCGCUGUGAAUGGGCAAGACAGUGGUAACAACAAGAGUGAGACAUCAACUGCAGGAAGAACCAGCACAACCAUACAGAAUAGCAACGCAUUGUCAAUCAAAGGUGAUUUCGAGCGCUUGUUUGCAAAGGCGAACUUGAUUCCCCUGCUGCUGUUCGGGUUAUCGGUCACUCUGGUCACCCUGCUGGUGUUCGUCUGCGUGCAGAGGUCGUGCAGGUGCCUCGCAGCUCGCAGGCGCAGGGGCAGCGGCGUAUUGGAGGUGCAGAUGGUGGACAUCAGAGAAGCGGGAAACCUUACGGCAGAGACGGGCAGCGCCCACGGCAUCGAGAAGGAAAAUCCUCCACCCUGCGGUGCCAAUGGAAGAACGAUCCUCCCCGCGACGGGGCGCACGGCCGAAGGGGCGGGCGAGGCGGGGGCGGAGGGUGGCGGCGGGAUCUACGAGCUGGUGGACGAGGUGCAGGAGCACGCCAGCGGUGCACCGAAAGCCGCGACCCCCGCUGCCGCGGACGACGAGUUGACCAUGGUGGACAAUGAGCUGUACCGGAGCGUGGGGGAGGCGCAUCAAAGGGGCGCCGUUGUGGAGGCGGCGGGCGCCGGUGCGAAGGAGCCGGUGCCCGCGUGUGCAACUGUUGCUUCCGCUUGACUCCGGGUGACCUCGUACCAUGACCGUUGCGAAUCCUUGUUAAGGCGCUCCUGUUCACAGUCGGCGCCUUCAUUGCACCUGCUCCUCUGUGACCAACCCAGGGCGAUGUGCCGAGCCAACAUCUCUCAUUCAACAACAGGUGGCUCACGUCCCGACUGUUGCGGGAGUCACGAGUGUAAGGGUUAGGGUUGCACUGAAUAUUUGAUUGGCUCUGCGAUUGUGGAAUGCACGAAACAAAGGUGAGGAAGUUAGUGAUGCUGUGGUUUCUUUCACCCAGCCAGUGACCCAGACCACAAGCUGCGAGCCGUCACUGCUGCUGUGUCUUAGUUGAUUGUUCCAGCACUCACCAAACCCGGCUCCCAGCGACAUCACCAUUUUUCCAUCGUGAAAUGAUCACUUGCAGAGAGAGAAGGUAUCUUGCUUUUAUUUCAAGUAUUUUUUGGUCUAUUUCCAGGUUAUUUUACCUAGUUCCCAGUAAGUACAUUUAUAUAUGCGCAACUCUUAGACCCUAUGUCAUCACGAAUGCACUUUCAGCAAUAUAUUUUCACGCAACGUAUGACAAACCCUAAAAAUGGCCAGUUUACACGUAGUGAGUCCAACUGAGUCACAGACGUUGUUCUUUAGAGGCAACACAUUUAUUGUAACAUCAACACGUUAACACGAAGGGGUAACUGCCCCUUCACCAGAUACAGCCUAGGGUGGUGACCACCCAGCUAACUACACUAUACGUAGGAGUUACAGCUACGAAGGGUCGGGCCCUCACUCGAAUCCCCGACCACGUAUUGAUGCCUCGCAGGACGUAGAGCUUCCAGCUUGUAGACGUAGGGCUUCCAGCUGUCGAACGAAGAACCCCGGUCCCUUUCAGGGACCCACCUUAUAUCCUCCCGGGUCGGGGCCGCUCUGCCAUUGGCCCUGCCCACUUUCUCGAGCGUUCUAGCUCCCCCUCGAUCCCUCUUGGGCCCUCUCCCCGGACACGUGAUCACCCCCUAUUCCCCCCACCUGGGGCCCUCUCUAUGGACACUCCGGUUCACGUGUCUAUGGGGUCAACCAGAGUGCCAUGGCCCGGGGCUUCGUAGUCAAGCACAUAUUUUAAUUCUCAGGGCUAAAAUUCAACCAAAUUGAGUGGGGGGGAAAAGUUUAGCACGAUGCGUUUUGUGCAUGAAGUCACUGGCGACCAAGCGAGACCGUCAACGCGGUGCUCUUUAAACUUGAGUGUUAUCGCAGGUGGCUGAACCGCAGAUUAAAAUGCUCUUCAGCUGUCCUACUGGCUGAGUACUCUGUACUCUAGUCACCUUCUUUGCUGCCAAUUACUACAUUGUGGAGCAAGAUGUAACAUUAUUCACGGACAGAUACGAAUCAUAUGCAUUUUUUGUAAAUAUAUAUUUUUUCGAUUGAUACCAAUGCCUGCUUGUCUGAGCAAUAUCACGGAAUGUUUCAUGACCACUUUAACACACCUGUAUUUAGAAUUGUGACCACAAGUUAAUUGUAAAUAGCUCUAUUAGGUUAUUAAAAUGCUUAAAUGUGGAACUUCUAUGCCCAUGGUUACACUUGCUAUGUCAUUGUUCAGUUUGAAAAACAAUUGCCAGGAAUUUAGGAAAUAAGCCGCCUUAUAAAUAUGAACUGAGGGCGACAUGAAAGUGUUUAGCCUCGUUGUGGAGAAGAAAGUCAAGAUAAUAAGCAGUCGAUACUUCCUUCACAUAUCAUUAAAAACUUUUUUUGCAAAUUCCAUUGGUCACAUGGCCUGGGAGUUUGGAUAUUUGUGAAAAAGAGCUUCAUAGCUCAUCGGAUUUCUCCAGGAUAAAUAAAGAUUCCGAUUACGUUUUUUUUUAUUGUUGCAGCAUUGGUGGAAUACAAACUCUGAACCAAACCUGGCUCUGCCGAUGAGAAACUGAAGGUCAAAACCGGUCCAGAGUUUUCCUGCAUUGAAAGCAAUCCUGCUGAAUAGAUACAGAGGUGUUGGGGUGGCCAUCAAAGGUUUUUUGAGAUGAGAUGGCUCCCUUUCAGAAUGGCUUCAAUUUAUAUGCAGCCUAUCAGAGUGCGUUUGUAACAGCAGUUCAGUCUGUAUGCUUUUUCUUUUUUUAUAAAUUGUUACUGACAAUGUGAUGGUAGAGGCGAAUGUGCUUUGAACAAUAUGAAUUGUAUGCUUCAAGGAGCUCAUUCACGUGGGACCUCAGCUUUUGUAAACACCUGAUGCCGCUGGAUGUAUUAUCCAGCAAAACUUUGUAUACAAUUGUCAACAUUUUGCUUGCUUUCAAAUAUUCCUCUGUUUUGCUGAUAAACCAAUCCACUGCCACAUUUGCCCCUACGUGGCAAGUCGAUUCGAUCGACUCUCGGGUGACAGAGGGCAUGGAUGGAAAUUGCAUUAUACCUACACAAUCUAACCCUGUAGGAACUGAUUAUGAUUAAUGCUUCAUAUGAUGACACAUAUGCAGCCUCACUUUACAGUAUUGUGUGCAACUGCUCUAAAAAGCAGUAUUUAAUAAAAACAUUAUUUUCUA
Molecule: messenger RNA, 3624 nt
Organism: Petromyzon marinus (sea lamprey)
Lineage: Eukaryota; Metazoa; Chordata; Hyperoartia; Petromyzontiformes; Petromyzontidae
Source: RefSeq, a predicted model, not a curated record